CUUUUUUGAGUGCUCUGCUUACUCCUCUUCCCCCAACUCUUUCUCCCCAAAAGCCAAUACCUUUUCUCUAGCUCCCUAAAUUCUUCUCCCCUGGCCCCCUUCCCUGCCCUCCUCUCCCUCUUCUGUGGCCGGAGUAGCGAAUUAGCGGCCACGAAAGGAAUUUCUUAUCUGAUCCCCACCUUAAUAUUUGUAUCACCGUUUCCGCUUUUCCCAAACCAUCCCCGAGUUUUGGCUUUUUCUAUAGUUUUCAAAGAAGAAGAAGAAAAGGUCCGUGGGGGCAUUUUCGGCAAAGAGAAAAAAUUCCAAUAAAAUUUGGAUGAUGCAUGUGGGUUGACGUGGCAUGCGCAUAUCGAGCCAUGAGUGCAACCACGAUGAACCACUCACGUCGUCAGAUUUUGACGCCCGGGCCGUCAAACAAUAAACGGAAAGAGCGAGACGGUCUUGACGGUUUCAAGCCGUCAGCAAUAACGACAAAGAGCUUAGCCAAGCCCAGCAUUCACCGAGCCCCCACGCCGCUUAGUAAUAAAUCUACGUCGGCAUCCGCGGUGCCUCCCAAGCAGCAGCAGCCGGCUUGCAACAACCAGCUCUUGGCCGGCUAUUUAGCCCACGAGUUCCUCACCAAGGGGACUUUAUUUGGGGAGCCGUGGGACCCGGCUCGAGCCGAGGCCGUCCCCGUGUCUUCUUCAGCUCCCACCAGAGGUAGCGGUGGACCUGGUAAAGCUUACAAUACUGGUAGUAGUAGUGGUACUAAUAACAAGGAGAAGAGGAAAGCCGAGCCUGCGCCGGGGCCGAGCGAGAAAGACGAGAAGCGAGUGGAGAAGCAACAGAGGUACCUGGAAGUAGCGGAUUUGCUCAAGGGGGAUGGGGCCCACGCCCAUCUACCGGGCAUCGUCAAUCCUACACAGCUCGCCCGUUUCUUACAGCUAGGCUAAUUGCCGCUCGUUGGCGUGGUAUCUGGACUCUGGAGGAGGGCAACUCUCGAAGGGACACGUGGGGGAAUCUGAUUGGAUGCCCUACUUCUCCAAUUAAAAGUUCAUGAUAUUAGCGAUAAACAUUUUGGGAAACGAGUUACUCGAGGCAGGGUGGCCCUCCUCGCCAAGUCCCUCCCUCCCUCGGCCUGUAAGGGCCAAUGCUGUAAAAUAAUUCCAUGAUAAUUGGGGGAGGCCUGAGGAGGAGGAGGAGGAGGAGAAGAGAAAGAGAGUGACGAUUAGUGAACAGGCUCUCUCGUCUUCUCGCUCUUUCCCUUCGUCUUUUUGGUUCUCUUCUUCUGGGGGCAUUUGAAAUGCUUUUAAUUUUGAAUCGAUGUCUUGUACUCUCGGAUAGUAGCAGCAGAAUCAAUUGUAUUGGAGGUUGGUAGUUGCUUUCUCUGUACGAGCAGUAAGUACUCUAUUCUUGUUGUGCUUGUGCAUUUAUACAAUCAAUUGUCCCCGCUUGUACGUA
Coffea arabica (coffee) is the source of this 1440-nucleotide messenger RNA. NCBI's taxonomy places the organism in Eukaryota, Viridiplantae, Streptophyta, Magnoliopsida, Gentianales, Rubiaceae. The record is from RefSeq and is a predicted model, not a curated record.